Parasteatoda tepidariorum (common house spider) is the source of this 2108-nucleotide messenger RNA. Lineage: Eukaryota; Metazoa; Arthropoda; Arachnida; Araneae; Theridiidae. The record is from RefSeq and is a predicted model, not a curated record.
UCCAAUUUUAUCAUUUACCUAAUGAUUGAUGUUGAUUUUGAUGAUUGUUAUAUUAUGAGAUUUAAAAUAGAAAAAUUGAGUUUUGUGUUCAUUAAUAUUGUUACGGUGUUAUAUAUUUACUAUUUGUUUAUAAGAUAAUCAUUUCUUUACAGUUGCUUUAAUAAUAUUUUUGUUCAGGCAUAAUGGUGUUACAAGUGUGCUGUUACAUAAUUAAUCCUCCUAGUUCAGAGUGUUCUCCUGUUCAGUCAAAUCUUCAGUUUCAUUUGAGGAAAAAAUUUGCUUGUCAACUAUGUGGAAAAGAUUUUAGUAGAAAGGAUAAUUUAAAGACUCAUAUAAGGGUUCAUACAGGCGAAAAACCAUUUGCUUGUCCAUUAUGUGGGAAAAAAUUCUCUCAUUUGUCUAAUAUGAAAAUACAUGUUUUAACUCAUAAUGAUAAAAUUUUUGAUUUGUUAUUCUGUAUUAGAUUCAUUGAUACCAUUGUGUAUGUUUUGUAUUGCAUGCUUGCUAAUGAGAAAAUCUUUUUAAAAGGUUUGGAUUACUUUGGUCUAAAUGAAGAAAAAUCAGCUUACAUCUGCUCAAUUUGUUCUUAUCCUCGUCCAACUUUGGCGUCUCUCAGAAGACACAUGCGUGUUCACGAUGAAGUCCGGCCUUUCAGCUGUCAAGUUUGUCAUAAAAGCUUUGCUUUGAAAGGAAAUCUGAAAACUCAUUUAAGGAUGCAUACGGGGGAAAGACCAUUUUCUUGUGGUUUGUGUGGGAAAAAAUUUACUAGGAAAUACAGUAUGAAAGUUCAUUUUAUGACACAUAGAAUUGAAAUAAUUACAACAACUGUAAGUGAUCAACUUCAUUUGUGUUUACACUGCUCCUUCACUGCAGCAUCUGUUGCGGAAUUUCGAGCACACAUGUGCGAGCAUCGUAGGGAUGGCCAAUAUAUAUGCACAAUAUGUCAAAAAGGAUUCAGUCAAAGGGGAAACUUGACCGUUCACAUGCGAAUUCAUACUGGAGAGCGACCUUUCGAGUGUCCUGAAUGUGGAAAGAAAUUUUCUCAUAAGUCGAACAUGAAGAUUCAUUCAAUGAUUCACAAGAAAAUAUCCCCCAUGAAUUAAUAUAAAAAUCGUGGAGCAAUUUACUGUCCCUGAUGAAGUUCAACGACCCUUUAGUUGUCAAUAUUGCCAUAGAAGAUUUACACAAAAAGGCACUUUAAAGACUCAUAUGAGAAGUCAUACGGGGGAAAAACCCUUUUCAUGCAAUAUGUGUGGAAAGAGAUUUACACGAAGAUAUAGUGUAAAAAUGCACCUUCUAAGCCAUUGUAGAUGAUAUCUGUUUCCUUGUUUUGCAUAUUAGAUAGUAGUGUUGUAUGUCUUUGAUAUUUCACUUAUAAUCAAACAUUUUUUUUCUUACUUCAUUUUAAACAUGUAUGUGUGUAAAGCACUAAAAAAACAGAAACGGACCAUUUUGAUUUAAUGAUCAGAUCUAGAACUCAAUCUUAAUAGUUUGUGGAAGUGACCUAUGCUUAUUGCGGGAGUGAAAUAUGUUAAUUAAUGAAUGCAGACAGUAUUUUAAGUUACGAAAUAAGAUACAAAAACAUAUUUUCUGUGGAUAAACAUAUAUUUUUUUUCCGACAGAUUAGUAUUUUUGACCCCCAAAAUACAGUAGGUUUGAUCCAGGACGUAUGGUUCCAAUAGUUUGGUCAAGAGAGUGUUUUAAAGUUAAGAUUAUAAUAGUGAUUAUCAUCUACCCUUGAUAUUUCAUUUUUUUGCCACAUUUCAAGAACUUUUUAAGUGAAUUGAAAAUUUUUUUCACUCAUUUAUAAAUUUCAUUUAUCCAAAGGCAAAAAUAGCUUUUAGUAAAUAUAUAUAUUUAUUUCGUUUAGUAAUAGUUGAAAAUUUUUUUAAAUUGCAAGGUAUAAAAUUUUUUGUGUUAUUUUAACGAAUGUAAUUUUAUAUGGCAAGAUACAAAGUUGGAGCAGAAUCGGAAUUGAUCCUGAGAAUAGAAUUUGUAAAAAGUCGUAUAUUUAAAUUUCAUUUUCUUAGGAACUAUUCAACUGAUUUUGCUCAAAUUUUGUAUUUUGCCACAUUCUUUAAAACGACGUAAAAAAUUUUUACCUCAGA